UGGCAUUGAACAGUUUAUCUCAACGUAUUUUUAUACAAUUAACUGUUUUUUCCACCUCAUUGACAUACUUCCAACUUGUUGACAGUUUUUAACAAUACUGGAACUUUGAUUACGUGCGUCGAUAUUCACUCCACAGCUUCGAAAUCGGAACAUCUGGCUCAGUGCUGAUUGUUGCCACACAACUUCGUGGGAUGAAGAACAAGACCAGUGUUACUUCAGAUGAAACUCAACCAAUCCUUUUUAAAAAAUAUACUUGUUUACGGCAUUUUCAUCGAUUAUCGACUCUCAAUUUUGAGGAUGGGAUGUUCUUUCAUUGUUUUACAUAUUAUUGUAACUGCUCUUUACACAAAGGGAUCAAAUUCAUCAUCAGAAAACUACAGGCUAGUUCUUCACAGAGUUCACAAAGUAUGCCAUGAUUAAGCCCUUAAAAUAUAUGAGAUGAUUCGAAAUAUUUAAAAAGCCAUUGACUACAUUUCCUCUUGGUAUGGGCAAUUCAAAUAAAGAUAUCAGUUCAAAAAUGGUCUGCCCUAAAAACUGCAGCACGAUGUGCUACUUAGGCCAGUAGGCUAUUGAAGAAGUUACCUACGAAGGUUUGGGAGUUUUUUUCGCUAGCCAAGUGAUAUUUCAAAAUUACAUUAACGCUAAGGCUGGCUUUCCCAUCAUUAACUGGAUUCUCAUUGCCAUUUAAGUCUCGAUAUUUAUGAGUAUAUGACCCUUUAGUCACACCCAAAACGAGCAUAUUGUGUCCAUUUAUAGAUAUACUUUUAUCGAAAAGACAUUACUGUGCUUCACCGUGUAUAGAAUAUAUUUAUGAUUUCUUGGCGGUACAAUAUUUCUUUAGGCCAAAUCAUCAUCCCUUGCGUUAUAUAACUCUAACGGAGUAUGGAGACUUGAGUAUUUAAUGCUCUCCUUAAACGACGAAUAGUCGUGACUACAAAGAGAAGGCACACCCCAUAGAUCUAAAGUUUUGGAACGAUAUAGCGAAUAAUAAUUGCGUGUAUAAACAAUUAUAAAGCACUCUCGUUUGCUGUUUACUUUCUGCUUUAACCGCCGGGGUACUCUGCGCAACGGCCUCCGUACCGGCAUGUUGACAAAGAGGACAUGUAAAAUACUUAAGAAGGAGAUAAAGAAGACUCUAAAUCGACCUAAGUAGGUCUUUUAUACUCUCGCUGCGAAUCGGCUUAGUUUGCCUAACUGGGGGUCUCAAGUGAGCUAAGGUUACUGAAAAAAGUAUCGCAAAAACCGAAUCGCUCUCGACAAUGACAUCCUAGCACGGAGUGAAAUCGAGUUGCGGCAAAUUUUUCCAAAAAAGAUAAGUUGAGCUUAUUACUCUUCAAUCUUACCAUCAGCAAGCGCUCCUCACGAAUGCAAGAACGACAUUUUAGUGUGUAAAUCAUUCUAAAUCUUACAUGUAAGUGAUACCGUAACUUUUUCAUCGUUUACAGCAGGCAUUCAAUAUCCUAAAUAACUACGUCACCAAUAUUGGGCCGCAAGUAAAGAAAGCUGAGAUGAAAGACGUGAAUUUCAAAAAUGGAAGGAAGCUCGCUUCUUGCGGUUUCCUUCGCCUUUGUAGACACAGUUGAAACACGUUACGUCAUUCACGUACGUUGGACUCAUCGCAACUUCAACAGCGAAUCGAUGUGCACAGCACACUGUAAAUAGAGUUCUAAAAGCGACGCUAGCUGCAAGUAUUAGUGAAAAGCUACAAAAGUUAUCUCUAGCAAUAGGGAUAAAUUUUAUCUCUUUUAAGGGUUUUAUCAAGCGCCUCGUGUGAAAUCCCAAUAAUCUGGAAGAAAUUAUGCUUUCAAUAUCUGACUGCCCUGACAAGGACCGAGCCAGCGUUUCUGAAGGUGAUGCGGGAAAUGCACGCUUCUCCCCGCAUUUGCUUAGAGGUAAUAAAGACCUCGUGGUUUGUCAGGGAGUUCCCUACAUAAUUGUAUUUCUCUCUAAAACACGAGGCGGUCAAGCAUUUAUUACGACAUGCAUACAGAAGGUGGCAGAGAUCAAUUUCGCAUUUUACCCCACAGUGGUCAAUGAGAAGUGGAAACAUACGAAAAACAAACAGAUUUGAAGACAAUAACAAUACUCGGCACCAACAUGUUUAAUCACUUGUGCUUAAUUGCACCUGAAUGCAUGAUGCAAGGCUUCCACUCACGCGACUUCAGUGUAUACAAAUUUUGUUGUUAAGAUCAUACCGAUCACUGUGACGAUCGUGACGAACGUGAUCACUGUGACGAAAUAUAGUACUGUAGUAGAACCCGAUUUAUAAAGUAACUAGCAAAUAUCCAGUCUUUAAUGGAUCCAAUAAUUAUAUGUGUGUAUGUUUUAUUACAAUAUAUAGUUUAGACCCACUGCUUGGUCCGCCGUGCGUUCAAACGAGGCCACUCCAGUUGUAUUAUAUCACUCCCUCACAAAAAUGCGCUUUUUGAUUCGCAAUAAAACGCGUGAAGAGCAAGCUUACAUUUUACUGUGUCAUUUUCGAUGCGAAGUACUAUAUGUCAUAUAGUUUUCACACUGGUUUUUGAUUAUCUCGUCUGUUGCAUCAGUGAAAUACGGGCCCACGAUUAGUGCCCCCGAUGGACGAAAAGACGCGCGAGGCGGUGCUGUUUGUUGCCGUUGUUAUUAUGGUUGUGGCCACUGCUAAAAGUCGUUUCAUGCGUAAUAAUAGGUGCUUUUUGCCCAUGGUUAUAGUCGCUGCCAUUACACUGUUUAUGGAACAGGGCACCAAAAAAAUUCGUAUACGAAAAUCCCUUCGAUCCCCAGUGAGAAUUAAAGCCACACCAGUAUUAGGUUGAUGUAGUAGUAUAUAAAGUGCGCGAACCACCAAGCCAUCUUGGUCGGAAACCUUGGUAACUCUUAGCAACCCAAUAGCUCGGAGUAUUUAUAAUUAUCGAAUUCGAUUAAUCCAACUAAAAGCUUUGUCUAUAUCGCCAAAUACGUUUGACACGAAUUCCUAUUCACUAUAGGCAUUAAUAAAUAAAAUACGUCGUGGUAGCCGAAACGGUGUUCAGUGAGAUAGGCAACGCAUUUGCAAUUGCGUUAUAGAAAUGUUAUAGAAACGCUUUGCUAGUCGAAGAGCCAUAGAGUAUGUAUGGUGCAAAUGCCAGUCUUCAACUUUGCACAGAGAUCGAAAAGCAAGUGUCGAGUUUUCUUGUAGGCGUGAAGCUGUACGGAUCCCAGUCUAGCAUUAUUGUCAUAAUUCGUACAAACUUGGUGAUAUCUUUGAGAUCGAUUGCUGAGAAGCCUUUUUCUUGAUGUCAUCCGCUUAACAGUGUAUGAACUUACGUUGUUGGUAAACGCAACAAAUCUUAAUUGAAAUUAUUUUUUCGAGUGACUUAGCUUUAAUGUGUUUUCAAAGUGGUAGCGUGGAGUCAUACAGGUAUGGUUUUGGGAAUGGGUAGUUUUUCUCUCGUGGAAGAACGCACGAUGUCUACUAAGGCUCGUUUUUAAGCAUAAACUGAAUCUCCUAUUCUAUCAGUUUCUUCUUAUGCAGACAGGUCUGCGUAAUCUAAAGGUUCCAUUCUUUCGAUAUAACUCCGUUUCAAUUGGCACUCUUUCUGUCAAUGGAUGCCAUCUGUUUUUAAAGUUUUGUGUUUGAAGUUCCUACUGACUUACCUCUAUUAUGCUUUUUCCGGUUACAUGUCUACUAGACGUAAAGCGGUUCUUUUGUUUCUGCAUACACGCCUCAUUGCUGGCAGACUGUUUCCAUUUGAAGUUACUUAUGAAACCAAGUUAUCCGAUCCUUUUCCAAAAUUACUUGUUGGGGAUAAGUCUAGAAAGACAUACACUGAGUAUAAGGUGUGGAAUGUGUGACCGGAAAUACGGUACUACUAAUGUGGUAGGAUCGGCUUAUAUAGCAAGCACCGUGCUGGACUCUUACGUCGCGGUCAAAUUCUAUAUGGUGUUGUCCACCCCAAUAAUUACACUUCUACCCUGUCAAGAUUCUAUGGGAGCUGCUCGCCUUUAGAAAAACUAUAUACUUAAUUGCUUGUUGAGCAAUUAUAGCAGCUUUCGCUAGACAUUUUAUGUUUCUUUUUACCAAAAUCGUCUUUGUCUUGCAAGAAUGAUCCAACAAAUAAUGAAAUCGGUUCGGCUGUCGACACUGCAACAUGUAACAAGGAAAAACGGUGAGGAAGGAAGAUUCCAGUAAUUGGAAACUAAGUAAAAAGUUUACAGAGCACCGUAUAGCAGAGAACUUCAUUACUGAAUUUCGGCGCAAUCAACGUCGCAUACCAUUGAUCCAUACCAUGAAAAGUGCUAUAUAAACCCAUGGUUCGACAUUCGCUUAAAUAAUCUACAGGAGCGAUAACAUGGCUACCAUGUCAUCGUUGCCAGCCUUCGUAGAUCCGAUCUUUGCAGAUGACUACUGGUUAAAUGACGCGGCCAAGGGACGGUUAAUUCGAAUCUUGAAUACACUGGCAGCGUCCUAUUCCCAUGUGCUGUACGCGCCCUUACUAUACCCAGCAACAGCUCUGCUACUCCAUUAUUUGCCGCACGUUGAAGUUUAUAAAGCUAUUUGUUCCCUAAUGGAAAGCCAUCGGGUCCAUCAUAUGGAUCAAACGCCGAACAUGUACACAAGGUCUACCUUAACUUUUCAACGACUCACGAAAAAGCUCUCACCGAAAACCUUCAAGUGGAUUGAAAAAUCAUUAUCCGCUAAAAACGAAGAGGUGAGCGUGUUUUUCUUGACAUGGCCACUAUGGCUCUUCCGAGGACUUCCAGUCGCCUAUUUGAUCCGGGUAUUCGACAACUAUCUGCUUGAAGGCACUCGGGCGCUUUACCGAAGUUGUCUCCUAAUCCUCGUACUCUAUUCGCAGUACGGCAGCACUUCGCCACCAGCACUGAACACCCCGAAAGAGCACCAUUUUUUCCGAGUUAACAGUUUAUUAAGUUUGAUUCUCAUCGAUGGAUUGACUGGAGCAGAUUCGAAUGGAACGAUGAUGGAUUCUAAUGCCUUUGGUGACAGGGGAAUCUUGCAACGCAGAAGCCUCAGGGAUCGACUCAGGAGGUCGUUAAGAAAGUCUGCUCGAGCAACUCCAAAGGUAAGGCGCCGAUUUGAGGCCGCAGCGAGCAUGUUGGAUGGACUCACUUUGUUCGUACGGAAUGCCCUGCCUACUAUGGUCAGUGAAGCCCAGUUUGUCGAAAAAGCGUUUUCGAUUCGAGGGUUUUCCUCAAAGCUGCUCUCGAAUCUGGCAAAGUUUGACGCAGCGGAGAUUCAACAAAUAUCAGGAAAAUUACCCAUAAAAAUUUCUUCAAGAGAGAUUAUCGUUAAACAGAUGGACCUGAGUACUCUAGAUGUUGCAGUGCUGUACUACGUGUCAGAAAUCAAAUCAUCGAUUGCGUCUCAGACUCAGCUUGAGCGGCUGUGGCCGCAUCUUCCUUCAAGGUUUACAGUGGUCAAGCCAUAUAUUAUCUUUUCAUCCAAUGAACAUGGAACAUCGCUCAGAAAUUUUCUUCACAUGGUGGACGAAGUCGAGCCACUUAUUAUCCUGAUUAAAACGACAGAAGCGGAGAUCUUCGGAGCAUUUUGUUCCAGUGCUUGGGGCGAGCGCAAACAUGAGCGAAAAUUUUUUGGCACCGGUGAAACAUUUGUGUUUACCUUCGAAAAAGGAGAUACCAUCAAGGUCUUCAAGUGGAUUGGGUACGGCGCCUCUUGCAAUAUGAACUUGUCUGCCGGUCAGCAGUUGUUCCAAUGCGCAAUGGAUGGUCUUGAUAUAGGCUGUGGAGCUUUGCACAUACUACCAGAUAUGAACACUGGCAGAACGGAUAAGUCAGCUACAUUCGACAACGAGCCACUUUCUCAAGGGAAGGAGUUCGGCAUCUUAACCGUCGAAGCUGUAGCCUUCGAGUGAUCUCUUAAACUGAUAUAAUAAAAGAAAUAUGCAGAAGAACGUAUGUUCUGCGUAUUCAGCACUAUUCCACAUUUAAUAAACAAAUGCUCUAUCAUCAAAGCUCUA
Varroa destructor (honeybee mite) is the source of this 5957-nucleotide messenger RNA. RefSeq names its product GTPase-activating protein skywalker (gene sky). Lineage: Eukaryota; Metazoa; Arthropoda; Arachnida; Mesostigmata; Varroidae. The record is from RefSeq and is a predicted model, not a curated record.